AUGAAAGUUCUCUUUCUUUGUGGUGGUUAUGGAACAAGAUUAUUACACGAUCUUCAUGCAGAGCCUAGUCAAGAGCAUAAGACCUUGAUCGGGAUCGCGAAGGCUCUCUUGCCACUGAAUAACAAACCGUUGAUCGAUUAUUGGCUAUCAGACGUUAAAAAACUACCACCGUCUAUAAUAGAUAUCUCAAAGGACGUAUAUGUAAUCUGCAACCAACAUAAUUAUGGCCAAUUUACAGUCUGGGCUGAACAGCAAUCCUUCUCUUCAGCACACAUCUUGAAUGAUGGAUCAACUAGUAAUGACACGCGACUAGGAGCUAUUGUGGACAUGGCUCUAGCAGUCGAAAAGUUUAGUAUACAGGAGGACUUGCUGAUCGUUGCUGGAGACACGUUAUUCUUAAAGGAUUUCAGUCUGGAAGGCUACUUGGACAAAGCUUCAGCGACACCCGGAUCGUUGGUGACGACCUAUACCGUAAAAGAUGAAGAAACUAGAAAGACGGGGAUUGUGGUGUUGGAGGAUGAGGGUGGGCGUAAGCGAGUGACAGCAUUGUUGGAGAAGCCUGAUCCGUCAGAAACUACAUCACGAACCGCUUGUCCAUGCUUUUACUACUUGAAGAAGGACGCGUUGCCUCUUCUCAAACAAUUUGUAAAUGAGAAAUCAGCGUUGGAAGGGUUAGAAGCAGUAGAUGCAACUGGAAGGUUUAUAUCAUGGCUUGUCAGCAGACACCCUGUGUAUUCAUAUAGUAUUAGAGGAAGAUUGGACAUUGGGGGGCUAGCAUCACUAUUAGAAGCAGAAGCAUAUUUGAAAUCAUAG
Messenger RNA from Synchytrium microbalum, 813 nucleotides. RefSeq lists its product as uncharacterized. The record is from RefSeq and is a predicted model, not a curated record. NCBI's taxonomy places the organism in Eukaryota, Fungi, Chytridiomycota, Chytridiomycetes, Synchytriales, Synchytriaceae. Gene Ontology annotation, biological process: biosynthetic process. Bases 1 to 813 code for a protein of 270 amino acids. The transcript has a single exon.